CAGCUAUUCUAUCAGCCUAUUAUACAAAGUUGAUACAAAGACAUGUCAGCCUACCGAAAGCUCGCGCUACGUGCACGCUCCUUAUCCUUGAUUGAUUUUCUGAAGCUCAGAAUAAAAGAUCUGGGACCUCCUCGCACCUCUCUUUCGUCAACACUACAUAUAUCUCGAAUCAUAGAUACCAAACCUCAUGGACGUAUGCAACAUACCAUGGCUUCAAAAGGUUUUACGAUCGACUUCUCCAACAAAUGCAUUAUCAUCACUGGGGGCAACCGCGGGAUUGGAUACGCUUAUAGUCGCGCUGUUGCCCAUGCUGGUGCACGAGUGGCUAUUAUUUACAGGAGCUCCAAGGACGCGCAUGAAGUAGCUGAGAACCUUGGGAAAGAAUUUGGCGUGCAAGUCAAGGCUUAUCAAUGUGAUGUAUCUGAUGCACAAAAGACAACGGAAACGUUUGCUCUUAUCGACAAAGAUCUCGGUCCGGUUACAGGACUCAUAGCAAACGCUGGUGUCUCCGUGGUUAAACCUGCACUCGAGCUGACCAGCAGAGACUUCCAUAAAGUGUACGGUGUUAACGUCCUUGGUGUAUUCAACAGCACCAAGGCCGCGGCAAAGCUGUGGAUAGACAAGAAGUAUGGCGGUUCGAUUGUUAUUACAUCCUCCAUGAGCUCUCGAAUCAUCAACCAAGUUGCGCCAAAUAAGCCAUUGACUCAAGUCUUCUACAAUUCAUCCAAGGGUGCUGUGUCCAUCCUCAUGAAAGGGUUGGCAGCGGAGUGGGCCACUCAUGGGAUUAGAGUGAAUGCGCUGUCCCCUGGUUAUGUGAACACAGAUCAAACCUCGGGUAUGGAAACUUCCGUCCUCGAGCAUCAGGCAAAUACCAUACCGCUCGGACGCUUCGCCGAGCCAUAUGAGAUGACAGGUCAGGCGGUCUUACUCUUGUCCGAUCAUGCCAGUUACAUGACGGGCGGAGAAUAUUUUGUCGACGGUGGUCACCUCAUUUGGUAAACUCCGAUACCCUCGAGGGUUGUGCAUUUGAGUGAUAGAUUGACGUCGAGAGCAGUGCGUUAGGCUCAUAUGAUAUCAGCCCGUUAGUUAUUAGCCUAGUUACUUAUAUCAUUCCAAGUGGUUCUACCGUUCAGGCCCAGGGCCUGGCUUCAACAUAUGCAUGAAAUUGGUCG
Molecule: messenger RNA, 1172 nt
Organism: Suillus plorans
Lineage: Eukaryota; Fungi; Basidiomycota; Agaricomycetes; Boletales; Suillaceae
Exons: 10
Coding region: 43-999 (318 amino acids)
Cellular component (GO): intracellular anatomical structure
Molecular function (GO): oxidoreductase activity, acting on NAD(P)H, oxygen as acceptor
Source: RefSeq, a predicted model, not a curated record